AGGAGGAGGAGGCUUCACUUCUCAUGGCCGUAAAGACCUGUUUGUGUCUGCUGCACCACCAGCAUCAACCGAGGCUGUAAAGGCGCUUUGUGCAUCGCUAAUCCGCUCUGAUGUCACGGUGCAGAAGGAGGGGCUCUCCGCUUUAAUCCGAGCAAGUUGUCUGGAGAGAGAAGCAGAGCCAAACCGAGCCGAGCCUAAACGAGCAGGCACGGGAUAUACAGCAGGGGCGAUGUGUGCUGCAGGACCCGGGCCUCUCCUCCUCUGACAUGCAGGCUGAGCUAUAAGUGGAGUUUCCCUGGAGACAAGAAGAGCAUGUUCUGAUCAGAUCCCAGCCAUGAGCCACAAGUAUCAGGGAGAUGCGUCCGGGGAGGCAGGCGAGGAGCAGAAGGGGCCCCCGAGGAGCCGGCAGCCCAACGGGACGUCCCCCGGGGAAGCUCCCGUCCGUCGGUCCUGGAGGCCAUGUCAGAUCAACCAGGACGGGGAACCGAAUCCCCAUCACCACCACCAUCAUCAUCAUCAUCAGCCUCCUCACCACCAACACCAACCCUCAGCUCGUGGGGCCCCUAGGCAUCGCAGGCAGCCCCCGUCAGGGCAGAGCCAGGCUCACAGUCCCGGUCUGGUCCCGUCGUUGGUUUCCACCAGUCCAAACGGGGAGGAUAAUCGAGACUUUGAACCUCGUCCCGUCCAGCAAGCCCGCCCUGCUGUGACACGUUACCGCCGCCAUGGAGACCCUAAUCCAAGACUCAGGGGUCAAAGACAGAAGCAGCCAAUCAGAGACAUGCAGGACUCUCCACCUGGUGUGGAGGAGAGACAGAGUCCAGCAGAGGUGCAGGUAGAGCAAUGCUCAUUAGAAGAUCCUGUAUCCAUCAACCAAUUGCAGGACAGGGGUGCUCCUCACCAGACUCCCAUUGCUGUUGUCCCCCCCACCCAACUGUCACCUGCUCCUGCAACACAUGACAUGCAACCUCGCCUCCCAGACACUCCUCCUGCUGAGGCAGAAGAAGACCUCCAGGAGCCUACAGUGGAGUGUGAAGAGAAACCAGAGGAAAUUCAGGCACAGGACGAAGAGCAAGAACAGGCGGAGGAUGACGGAGACAUCUCCUCGACCCCAAGUCACUCCCACUGCAGCCAUGAGGACACACAGGCGGUCGAUGAGGGAGUAGAGGAACGCUCAGAGGAGGUUGAGGAGGAUCAGGUAGAAGAGAUGGACGAUGUACCGGAGGACAUCGCAGCUCAGGGAAGUGAAAUCACCGAUCUCUGCUCCGACACGGAGAGCGUGGCCUCGCUCAGUUUGGACGGACCUCUCCACAGCCCCCCGCCCCUCCAGUCCCCAACUCCUCCUUCCUCCCCGGAUGUUCCCCCUUUCCCCCAGAUAGACCACUUCAGCGAGGACGCCAGCAUGAGCCCCGUGCCCGACAACGACCUGCUGCCCGAAGACGAAGACGACGAUUGCUCCGAUUCGGGCUCGCCGCCGCAAUUCAGCUCUUAUCCUAAAACCUAUGCAGACUUUUAUACGGAGUCCCACCAAAAAACGUACCAAGAGCCGGUCUACGAGUCGUACCCGGAGACCAAGUCCUUUCCUAACUCUUUCCCAGAGCCCCUCAAGACCUCCUACCCCGAGUUGCACAGAGAACCUCGCAGGCAAUCUGGUUGGAGGACAGAGUCUAAAGAGGCCCAGCAGGAGACCCCCUUUAACAGCCAUAGACAGGAGAAUGUACAAAAAGGGGCUCCAUCCUCCCCCACCAAGAGCUCCCAUUAUGCCCAAAGGCAGGGCAGAGCUUCCCAUCACCCCCCUCUGGACCGCUCGGUCGGGUGCCGCCUGCACCACUACGACGGGCAGUCCGACGUUGAGGGGGAGGGCGCCGAUCAAAGUCCUCUGCCCAAAAGUCGCAGGCAGACCCCCAGACAAGCAGAAUCCCAGGCCAAGAGCCCCUCGUCUGGGCAGAGCAGCUCGGGGGAGACCCAGGAGGAGAGGAAUGCGGUGGGGGUGGGUCUCCAAGGGGAAGAAGGUACGAGGGGAUCGGGAGACGCCAUUACCCUGGCCAUUAAAGACAUCAAGGAGGCGAUUGAGGAGGUGAAGACGAAGGUGCUGCGCUCCCCCUACACACCUGACCGCCCCGUGGAGCCCAUCUGGGUGAUGAGGCAGGAGGUCAGCCCCACAGAGGAGGGGUACCCACUGCAGACUGCAGCUGGACAUUCUUCCCCUCACUCCCCCGCUCAGUCGUUGUCUGAGUCUCCGUCCCGCUUUGUUCCAGUUCGGGAACCGGUCAGUCCACCGAGGGCCGAGUCCUCCAGAGCUCCUCCUCCUCCUCAACAGUACCACCAACCGCCCCCCCAACAACACAACCACCACCAAGCCCACCUCUCACAGCAGAGGGACACCGCCAGGCCGCCGCAGACACACACUCAGCCUCAACCAUACCAACACGCGGCGCCCAAUCAGCUUCACCAUCGGCAACAUCAGCACCAACAACAGACUCCAAAUCAACCGCAGCUUCCAGCUCAGCGGCCGCGACCUCAAGUUCAGCCACAGUCGCCUUUACAGCAGAUGACGGUCCAGGAGCUGCGCAAAUCUCUUCCUUCAUUUCCAACGUUUGUGGAUGUCCCGGGGCCAUGUGACCCAGACGACCUUAUUGACGGCAUCAUCUUCGCAGCGACCUACCUGGGCUGCACCCACCUGCUGUCGGAGAGGACGCCCACGAAGAGCGCCCGCAUGCAGCAGGCACAGGAGGCCAUGAGCAGAGUGCGG
Molecule: messenger RNA, 2749 nt
Organism: Trematomus bernacchii (emerald rockcod)
Lineage: Eukaryota; Metazoa; Chordata; Actinopteri; Perciformes; Nototheniidae
Product: amyloid-beta A4 precursor protein-binding family A member 1-like
Biological process (GO): chemical synaptic transmission
Cellular component (GO): plasma membrane; cytoplasm; dendritic spine
Molecular function (GO): amyloid-beta binding
Source: RefSeq, a predicted model, not a curated record